AUGCUGGUCACAAAUAUCCCGUCACCUUCGAUCCUGGGGAAAUCGGGCAGCAUACCACAACAAAAGGAUUCUCAUGCCCUACAAGCACCUGAGAUAUUUGACGACCCAAGUAAUUUAUUCAGAGAUCUGGAAGUGUUGCGGGAAAGCGACAACAUUGAGUUCAAUGAGCAUCUGAAAGCCUAUGUUGUUACUCGAUACAAUGAUAUUGUCCAAAUUCUCGACAAUCCCGAGACGUUCUCAUCCCAGCCAACGGUCCCUGUCCCGCCAGACUUUAUGGUUAGCCGGCUGCAAAGCAAGUGUCCCUUGCGGGGGACGCUUCUUGGACUCGACAACCCAGAUCACGACCGCCUUCGACGCAGUGUAGCUUCUUUCUUUGUACCUCGGCGGCUCAAGCGAUUCCAACCGUUGAUGGAAAGUUUCGCCAACCAGCUCAUAGACGAUUUUAUUGAAGACGACCAAGUCGAGAUCAAAUCCUCAUUCGCAUUGCCAUUGCCUUUGAAGAUCAUUAGUGCCAUUGCCGGUCUAGAUCCGGAGAGAUGGCAAUGGGUCGGCCAGUCCCUUGCACUGUUUGGAGGACACGCAGACAUGAAUGUGGGCACACUCGAGGACAAGAUCCAAGGCAUCAUUGCUCUCCACGAGCAUAUCGCCGAUCUUAUUCAGCAGCGAAAGCGCGAUCGAAGAGACGACCUCAUCAGUCAUAUCUGGAACGAGAGAGAUAGCGGAAAUGUCACCAUGACCGACUUUGAGCACUUGUCCAUGAUACCAGGAUUGCUUCUUGCCGGCCACGAAACUACCACAAACCUGCUGUCCAUGGGGCUGUCUCAUCUUCUCCACAAUAAUCUUUGGACGAUUGCAACAGAGAAUGAUCAAAGUACAGAGGCAGCCAUCGAGGAGCUUGUGCGCUACGAAUCCGCGAUAACGGGCAUGAAACGGCUAGUGACUCGACCCGUCCAGAUUGGCAACAUAUGUUUUCAACCAGGAGAUGUUCUAUUUGCGGCCUAUAACGCAGGAAGCCGAGACCCUGCGCAAUUCACGCACCCCAGCAGCGUUUCUGUAGGACAACAGGGCAAGAGUCAGCAUCUUGGCUUUGGACGUGGUAUACAUGCCUGUCUCGGAGCUCCGUUGGCAAGAUUGCUUCUGCGAGUAGAGAUGCAAACGCUUGCAAAAAGGCUACCUGGACUACGAUUGGUGACUCCUUAUGAAGACCGCAUCUAUCACCCAGUUAGUGAAGGGCGCGGAAUCGACCGUCUGUUACUUAGCUGGGAUUCGCAGGCUGUUUCCAAGCCCGACAAGGCCGAGCCUUUGAUCGCCUACGUGCCGAGCCACACACUCAAAGAUGAGGUUAUCUCGACAUCUGUAGAAGAUAUCGUAAAAGUGGCUCAAAAUGUUAUUCAGAUCACCUUUUCUCCUUUGCCUGAGUCUAAACUACCAACGUGGUCUCCAGGCGCUCAUAUUGACGUACCCGUUGGCGAGAAAGGGUUUCGCCAAUACUCACUUUGCUCCGGGCCAAGAGAUCGGGCCAGAUGGCGGAUUGCGGUGCUAAAGGAACACAAGGGCCAAGGCGGUUCCGAAUUCAUCCAUCGCACCUUUCAAAAGGGCCAACGAAUUGACCUUCGGGGGCCAAGGAACCAUUUCGCCCUCCGAAAAUCUGACAAGUAUAUUUUCAUCGCGGGUGGCAUCGGUAUCACGCCUAUUCGUGCCAUGAUUGAGGAGGUCGAAGCUCAAGAAUCUGAAUACCAACUCCUAUACCUUGGAAACGAACGACAGAACAUGGCCUACGUGGAUGAACUUUCGAGAAACCCCAGGGCGAGCGUGUGGGUAAAAAGCACCCAAGGCCCAUGUGAUCUCGGGCAUUUCUUUGCGGGCAGAGACUUUACCGGCUCCCUAGUAUACUGCUGUGGACCCGAGAGACUGAUGGUCGCGGUGGAGCGACUAUUCAGCAACCAUCUCCCCUCCAGCGCGAUCCAUGUGGAGAGGUUCAGCAACAAUUUCGCAUCGUCGCACAAACCAAACCAGCCCUUUGACAUAGUACUUGCUCGGAGCAAUAGGACUCUUCGGGUACCCGAGAACCAGAGCAUCCUGCAAGUUCUCCACGAAAACGGGGUACCGCUCAUGUCGACUUGCACAAAGGGGACCUGCGGGACGUGUGAAGUGAGCGUAAUAGAUGGGGUUCCAGAGCACAGAGAUACGGUCUUGACUCAUGAAGAGAAGGCAGCCAAUAGAUCUUUGAUGACUUGCGUGUCGAGAUGCAAGGGCAAACAGCUUACUUUGGAUCUUUGGUAA
This is a messenger RNA of Pestalotiopsis fici W106-1, 2283 nucleotides long. RefSeq lists its product as uncharacterized. The record is from RefSeq and is a predicted model, not a curated record. Gene Ontology annotation, molecular function: heme binding; 2 iron, 2 sulfur cluster binding; monooxygenase activity. The transcript has a single exon. The coding region runs from base 1 to 2283 and encodes 760 amino acids. Lineage: Eukaryota; Fungi; Ascomycota; Sordariomycetes; Amphisphaeriales; Sporocadaceae.